GCCUCGGGAGGUGUCUCUGUGCGCCCGGGGAGGUGCCCGCAGGCUGUGGCGUGAGGAGAAGCGGCCUGGAGGGCCCCGGGCUCCUGCCGCCCCCGGGCUCCUGCCGACCCGGGCAGCAUGACCACGCUCCUCGGGGGAAUCCUGCAGCUUCUGCUCACCGAAGCCGAUGCGAUCCUGAUAGACCAACGGUUCGGGAAUAAAUGCAACACUUCAGCGCCAUGGUUGGGGACCUGCCAUUCGGUUCUGUGCGUCACCGCUGGCGUCAUCUGCGGUGGGCAUGCAGACUCACGUUUCCAUUAUGGAGACCAGUUUGCUGUACUGCCAGCUGCAUCUUGCCUGGAGAACAGAAGGCUUCAGGCAGGUCUCAUAGCAGCCUUCCAGUAUCCGAAGGGGCGUACAGGAAAUCUGGAGAGGGACUUUAUACAAGCGCUUGCAGCAAGAGGACAUGGGACAGAGCCGGACAGUCAACUAAUACAUUUUAGAUCAAAAGGAGCCUUGGGGUUUCAGCAUCCAGUGAGACUUUAUUUGCCCAAGUCUAAAUCCCAAAAGUUUCUUAGUAGCAGCGGAGAAAAGGUUCUGGCGAGUUUUCCAGUACAAGCUACAAUUCACUUCUACAAUGACGACACCGACUCUGAGGAAGAUGAAGAAAACAGUUCAGCUUAAUAACAAACUGUGGUCAGCCUUGACAAACAUAAAAAAUUAAAAUAAAAUCAAGAGGUAAAAAAGGAACUGUCACAAAUAUCUGAAUGAACAAAAAACCACAUCAAAGCUCAAAAUAAAAUUAUUUGUAACUACCUUACCAAGAAGAAUGAGUCAAUGCAACUGGAACUAGGAGGAAGUCCUUUUGUGUCUUGAAAGACACUUAAAUAAAACUCUGAAGCUGAACAAAAGAUUAUAAUGUUUUGAAUUUAGUUGGUUUAAGUAACACAGAUUAAGAACAUUAAUACCACUGUACUUAGGUGUUCACUAUUUUUUUACAUUGCAGUCCUGACAAAAUGAAAAUGAGAUUGGUUAUGGGGCAAAAUAACACAAUGUACAGCCCUAAAAGAACCUAAAGGCUUUGAAACACAGUAUUUGUAAGAAUUCAAGUAAGGAAUUAUUUAAAACUUAAGAUACUAGUGCUUCUUAGUAUCAUAUGGCAUGUUUAUUCUGAUACAAAUGCUGCAUAUAACAAAUUGACCUAAUCCAUUUCAAGAGAUAUUCCAGUAUAACCCCCCAUCAAGACAAAUUAUAGAUUACAGCUGUGGUAUUUUCUGGGGUUGUGUUAUUCUAUUAUCAAAUUUCCCCCCUCUAGUCUGAAAAGUGCCUUAUUGUCAGUAAGAAAAUAGUCAGCAUUGAUUAAAAACUAUGGUUUAAUGACACAUUAAAAUAUGCAUUCUGUGCAACCUUUGUUUUUGUCUUCACCACAAUAUUAAAAUCUUAUUUCCAUG
Messenger RNA from Apus apus (common swift), 1430 nucleotides. RefSeq names its product ripply transcriptional repressor 3 (gene RIPPLY3). NCBI's taxonomy places the organism in Eukaryota, Metazoa, Chordata, Aves, Apodiformes, Apodidae. The transcript has 3 exons. The record is from RefSeq and is a predicted model, not a curated record. Gene Ontology annotation, biological process: negative regulation of transcription by RNA polymerase II; embryonic pattern specification. Gene Ontology annotation, cellular component: nucleus. The coding region runs from base 118 to 663 and encodes 181 amino acids.